Colletotrichum costaricense is the source of this 225-nucleotide messenger RNA. RefSeq lists its product as uncharacterized. The record is from RefSeq and is a predicted model, not a curated record. Bases 1 to 225 code for a protein of 74 amino acids. The transcript has a single exon. Lineage: Eukaryota; Fungi; Ascomycota; Sordariomycetes; Glomerellales; Glomerellaceae.
AUGGUGGUUAGGAGACCCCAGCUUUGGAUUCGUCACAUCUCUUGCUUGUGUCAGACUUGGACGUGCAAGUCUUUUGUCGAAUCACAGGCAUUCGGCAAUCCAUCAAUCACUGUAGCCAAUAGGGUCUGCGGCGUAAUUCCACGGCUUCAGCAAGCAGAUACUAGACUGAUGGGGCAGCGGUGUUUACUUACAGAGCGGAUUUUUGCAAAGCCGGGCAGCGGUUGA